This is a messenger RNA of Colius striatus (speckled mousebird), 3114 nucleotides long. It is a transcript of the gene LRIT2, whose product is annotated as leucine rich repeat, Ig-like and transmembrane domains 2. Lineage: Eukaryota; Metazoa; Chordata; Aves; Coliiformes; Coliidae. The record is from RefSeq and is a predicted model, not a curated record. The transcript has 3 exons. Gene Ontology annotation, molecular function: protein binding. The coding region runs from base 10 to 1713 and encodes 567 amino acids.
AAGGAGACUAUGGACCCUCUUUGUCAUAUUUUUCUCCUUCUUCUGGCUUUCCACAGGAUAACCCCAGCUGUUUCAUCAUGUGUCACAGGAUGCUCUUGUUCUCAAGAGAGUUUUGGAAGGAGUUUGCUCUGUAUGUCAGCGCUGCUGAGGCAGAUCCCUGCAGACAUCCCUCAGGACACCCGGAAAAUUAGGAUAGAAAAUUCUCACCUAACGGAACUGCCUCGCGGGUCUUUCGAGAACAUCAGUGCCUUGGAGUAUCUCUGGCUCAAUUUUAACAACAUCACAGUGAUGCACAUCAAGAGCCUGGAGUAUCUGUCGGCUCUGAAGGAGCUGCGCUUGCAAGGGAACAAACUGAGUUCGGUGCCAUGGACAGCAUUUCAAGACACCCCGGCUCUGAAAAUCCUGGAUCUGAAGCACAACCGCCUGGAUGUUCUCCCAGAGCAUGCACUGCGCUACCUGCCCAACCUGACCUACUUAGAUCUAUCCUCAAAUCAGCUUACUGUCAUAUCCAGGGAUGUCUUCUACAGCUGGCCUGUCUACCAGAGAAGCCAAAGGGUCGAGGGGCAGACAGAAGCUGUUCCAAAUGCUGUCCUGGCCCUUCACGACAACCCCUGGAUUUGUGACUGUCGCCUGCGGGGCUUUGUUCAGUUUAUCAAGUCAGUUGGCCCACCUAUUAUUCUGAUGAAUUCCUAUUUAACUUGCUCAAGCCCAAAAUUCAGGGCAGGGAAGUUUUUUCAUGAAGUGGAGCUCAACAGCUGCAUGAAGCCCCUGACCUCAGCCCUUGAAACCAAUCUGACAGUUCCCAUGGGGCUGAACAUCACCCUGACCUGCUUUGUGCAAGGCAGCCCUUCCCCAGCUGUCUGGUGGACCUAUGCACUGAAACUGUUGAGGGCAUUUAAUGUGUCCACCGAGCCCAUCGGCGAGGACACUGUCCGCUCGGAGCUGCUGAUCCCGGCAGCACAGCCGGCGGACGCUGGCACCUACACCUGCACAGCCGCCAACUUCCUGGGCAACACCUCAGCAGCCAUUGUCCUUCACGUGGUGGCCCCGUGGGCAGCCGCCACUGCCCCGGGCUGGGCCCCCGUCGCCCCGGCUGAGCCAGGGGCCCACGUUGAAGUGCGCAUCGCAAAGCAGACGGUCUACGGCAUCACCCUGGAGUGGUUUGCGGCAGCAGCGGCGGCAGCAGAGCCAGGGGAGACCUGGUACACCCUCCUGGUGGGCCGCUACGAUGCUGCCCAGAAAGAUGCCAUCUACAUCGGCCCCGGCGUCAACACCUACUCAGUGACCGAUCUGCUGCCCGCCACCAAGUACGAGGUGUGCGUGGCCGUGCGCAACCAGGCUCCCCGCAAGGGCCAGUGCGUCGUCUUCGUCACGGGCAGCGACAUCAGCCAGCUGGAGCAGCGCGAGAAGCUCAUCCACAUCGUGGUCAUCGUCUGCGCCAUGGUGCUGGCUGUGCCUGCCGGCAUGUACGCCUGCACUGCCGAGGCACGGCCCGGCUGCCUGCUGCGCUGCCCUGGGGCUUGUCUGCGCCGGCGCCGCGGGGGCCAGGCCCAGGCAGCGGGCAGCAAGGAGAGCACGCUGGACAGCCUGCCCGCUGGCAGCGAGGAUGGGCUCUGCCACCACGACGGUGGCCGUGGUGCCCGGCGGCCCCCGGCCCGUGAGGAGCCCGGCAAGAGCCGGCCGCCCCACAGGAACAGUGCAGACCUCUACUAGCCCGGCCCUGCCCCCAGCACUGUGCCAUGCGGGCUCUGUGCAAUGACUGCCGCCCGUGGGGGCUCGGGCAGCCCUGGCAACAGGGCUGUGAGACCGUGGCUGCGUGGCUGUGGCCCCAGACACAUGAGAACACAGGUAUUGACCAAAAACCCCAACCCUAACCCCGUAGCGGUGCAUGUGGCGAAAGGCCGAAGGGCUCCCCACACACUUGUACAGGAGGGUCCUUGUGUCCUUACAUGCCCUGCUGGGGUGGGGGAGGCUCAGCUGCUCCUGCUGCUGCUUCAUGGAAUAGCACAGGGCAGCCAGGGCAAGGCCUGGCUCACAACCAGCAACAAAACAUAGCAGGGAAGGAUGGGGCAAAGUGAUGGAGACAAUUUGUUUCACUUGGAGAAACUCCCUGUUGAUUUUUCUUUAAACCAGGGAUGCUGGGUGUUGGUUUGGGGGUUAGGGGCUUAUUUUUUCUGCUUGUUUUGUUUGCUUUGGUUUGAUUUGUUGUUUUGUGGGGAUUUUUUCCUCACUCCUCCUUGGGGUUUACAGAGCCCUGAGAGAUUCAGUCUGUUGUACCACACUGAGCACCAGCACAGUGUAGCUGCAGCACAGGGUUUCGAGUUGUUUGGUUUUUGUACUAGCGAGAAGGAGAGGGACUUUUGCUUGUGUCCAAACACAUCUAAGAGGAGCUAUGUAUGUUGUGUUAAUAUAUUCUUUGUAAAGUUAAGAACACAAACUGGCGAGAAGUGAAGUUUGUCAUGUGAGGCAAACUGUUUCCCCUUCCACCCUCCCCAUCACUUUUCCCCAGGCCAGUGCUGUAUCUGCAGGGUUGUGUGUGGGGUGAUGGAGACACUUGGCAUGAAGCAGGCUGGUGGGACAAGUGGCUCAGGACAGAAGGGAGAGAGGGUGUUGGAGCUGGGGUUUGGGAGCCGAAGGUGAGAGAUACAGAUAGGCUGCCUGCCUAUCCUGCUGCUUGGAAACCAAAGUUCAUCUCAUUUCUAGAGGCGACCUCCACAAAUAUGCAAUCAGUCCCUGCUUACAGAGCAGCUCACGCUGUGUUCUAGGGAGUCUGAGGACAUGUGACAUCUUUUUCUCGUUUAGCCUCGUGCUUUCCAGCACAACCAAAGCACGUGGCUGACAGACCCACAGCCCUUGUCAGAUGUGUUGCUGUUGAUGCCUCAGAGAAAGCACUAGAGUAGAAACCUCAUCUGCCAGUAGAGGCUAAGACUAACGUGAGCUUCACUAUGUCGCAGUUUGGCUUCUUAGCUGUAUUUUGGUUUCUGCUGCAUUUUCCACACUGCCUCUCCUCAGGCCCCACAUUUCCCCCUCCAGCACCUCCUUCUGCUGUAACUUACUGUGCAGCUUCUGAGCAGAGCCCUGUUUGGUCAGUGCUGACUCGGUGUUGUACUCCAA